Messenger RNA from Macrosiphum euphorbiae (potato aphid), 639 nucleotides. Lineage: Eukaryota; Metazoa; Arthropoda; Insecta; Hemiptera; Aphididae. The record is from the annotation of a GenBank genome assembly.
AUGAUGAAAUCCUUGAUUAUCAUUACGAUCAUCGUGGCCGUGGCAGUGGCCGACGAAAAAGGGACAGCAAAACAGGAUAAUAAGCGUCAAAUAGCUUCGUACAACAGCGGUACUGCAGCUAUCGCACAGCCGUUACAAACACCACAGCCGACAACUGCUGCAGCAGCGGUCAAUAAUGCACCUUUGUAUCAACCAAGUUAUUUACCCACUUGUGUGGUACAACCGAAUGGCAAUAGCAUUUUCACGAAUCCAUCGGUACCCGCAUAUCAGCCUCCGUACUACAACGGACCUGCCGAGUCGUUUGUACCACAAUACCAACCGCAGCAAUAUCCGAUCGCAUAUCAACCAUCGCAAUAUCCGAUCGGUUAUCAGCCACCGCAAUAUCCGGCCACAUACCAGCCACCACAAUAUCCGGCCACGUACCAGCCGUCACAAUAUCCGGCCAUAUACCAGCCAUCACAAUAUCCGGCAACGUACCAGCCAUCACAAUAUCCAGCCACUUACCAGCCGUCGCAAUAUCCUGCCACGUACCAGCCGCAACAAUCCGGCCAGAGUCCAGUGCCGUAUUCGUACAGUUACUUCUCUUCGGCGGCCAACAACGCCAACAACAACGCUCAGUUGUCCACCACCAAGAAGUAG